Molecule: messenger RNA, 1410 nt
Organism: Sparassis crispa
Lineage: Eukaryota; Fungi; Basidiomycota; Agaricomycetes; Polyporales; Sparassidaceae
Exons: 4
Coding region: 1-1410 (469 amino acids)
Source: RefSeq, a predicted model, not a curated record
AUGCUUGGCGCACGCCCGCUUGCACUUCACGAUGAGGUUCCGCGCUAUCCGCCGCACACAAAAACUCCGGGAAGGGCAUUGAAAGGCCGGAAUACAUUGCAGGAAAACCUUGGUCACCACGGUGCUACGACGGUGAACGGAAAGGGAAAGUUGGUUCAGACGCCUCACCGGCCAGCCGUUCAAGGACUAAAGGCCGUCAAGGAUGGAAAACCUAUUGUUACCGUUCCCCGGCCACUCUUCGAUAAGACACCGCUCCCGAACCGUUUGGCGAAUGCCGUGCCGUUCAAAACCCCGGCCCCGCAGACCGCAAAACUCGCAAAGCUCUCUUUGCUCGACCCCGCACCUGCUUGUACACCACGUGGCGUCUUGCGUCCGUCAUCGACUCGCAAGAGCCUGCGCACACCUCGGAGUGGGAGCGCGAAACAUAGUUUCGAGACUCCGGUGACGCAAGGGAACCAUUGGGAUGUCAGUGAUGGAGAUGUCAGUAUGGAUGUGCAAGUGGGGGCUGAGGAGAAGGAGACAGUGCAUGAAGAUGACUAUGAUGAGAUCGAGUACAUGCCACCAAGUGCGAUAGAUGUUCCGUACGAGCCUCCUUUUGAUAUGCCCGACUACAAAGUCGCUGGCCGACAACUUUUUGAACUUGCGCAUUCAUGUCCAGUCGACGACUCCGCGGACCACUUCUACGCGGCUGAUAUCGAUACUAUGAUCGACACUCAAGAACUGUUGGUCAGCAGUGGGUUUUCAUCGUCUCCCUCUAUAUGGAACUACCUUCAGCUGCCUGAGCUCGAGGAUGACAGUAUCUUCGGCAUCAAGACUUCCAACGACUUCCAGGUCACGGUGAUGAGCAAGUCCACAAUGCGUCCAUCGGCCUCUCGUGUUGCUGCAGCAUCCCGCGUUGUCCCUGCACCUCGCCCUGUACCAUCCACACGCCCGACAACGACGAUGUCCACCUGCGCAUCUUCGAGACUCACGGUGUCGGCCGCGACGGGUUCAGCGACAAGUUCCGCAACACGUACCGCAAGUACAUCCGCGAACACACUCCCCAGCAAGGUUGCUCGAACCAGAGUACCAUCGUUAGUCUCCACGGCCGCUCCCAGACGGAAAGGUUCGGUUUAUGCGACUACCACUGGUACCACUACGAAUCCCACAACAGGAGUCACUCUGCGGGCUGCAAGCACGGCGCGGAAACCGUCUGCAGCUGCUGCAAAAGGGAAAUCGUCUGUGUACGCUACUACGACGGCUACUAGUACGUCGAAACCCCUUCCCAACUCUACUCGUCUGCGCGCACUUGGUCCGUUUACGAGCAGGACCAUAGUGGCGGCGGCGGCUGAGGUGCCGAAGGAUAGUAUGGUCUUGGAAUUCGCUAUCGGUGGGCUGGAUUCGGAACAGGACUUCAAGUUCGAUGUUUAG